AUGGUGAUGUUUGCCUUGGCGCUUAGUGAAGACCGUUCAAGCAAGAGCCAGCGUCGUAUCGAUAUCAUGGAGGGCCUUGCCAACAUCUCCGAGCAGACUAAGGAGUUCCUGAAGCUUGACCAGGAUAUUAAGAAAUGUUGCAUGAAGUUUAAGGACCUGAAGAGUUUGCUACUCCUUGGUCGUGGUAAUCAGCACGCCACUGCCCUUGAAGAUGCCCUUAAGAUCAAGGAAAUUUCCUAUCUCUACUGUGAAGCUCAUCUUAACGCUUACAACCAGGUUAUUGCGCGUAACGGCCGGCCCAUAGUCAUCUGUAACACUGAUGACCUCGAGUUCCCUAGAGACAGGACCGACAGGGUCGAGGUCCCCCGCACUGUUGAUGCUCUUCAGGGUCUGCUCAACGUAAUUUCCUUGCAGCUCGUGGCCUAUUGGCUUCCUGUAGCCGAGGGGCUGAAUGUUGAUUUCCCAAGGAACUUGGCCAAGUCUGUCACUGUCGAGUAG
This is a messenger RNA of Penicillium hordei, 498 nucleotides long. Its product is annotated as glucosamine--fructose-6-phosphate aminotransferase. Gene Ontology annotation, biological process: fructose 6-phosphate metabolic process; protein N-linked glycosylation; UDP-N-acetylglucosamine metabolic process. The transcript has 3 exons. Lineage: Eukaryota; Fungi; Ascomycota; Eurotiomycetes; Eurotiales; Aspergillaceae. Gene Ontology annotation, molecular function: carbohydrate derivative binding; L-glutamine:D-fructose-6-phosphate transaminase (isomerizing) activity. The coding region runs from base 1 to 498 and encodes 165 amino acids. The record is from RefSeq and is a predicted model, not a curated record.